Messenger RNA from Aspergillus japonicus CBS 114.51, 756 nucleotides. RefSeq lists its product as uncharacterized. The coding region runs from base 108 to 533 and encodes 141 amino acids. The record is from RefSeq and is a predicted model, not a curated record. The transcript is spliced from 3 exons. NCBI's taxonomy places the organism in Eukaryota, Fungi, Ascomycota, Eurotiomycetes, Eurotiales, Aspergillaceae.
GCAACCCUGGCUGCAAGUAUAUAAGAACAGGAUCUUGCCACACUUGAGCGUGAGUUUCUGUUCCAGAGCAAGACUCCAACCUGUUCAGCUCGAUUCACUCCAUCAACAUGACCAUGUUUUACCUCUUUGCUCUCUUUUUGUUUCUAGCUCUAGGCAAAACCCAGACAACUACAUUUGCUACAAGCACCACCCCGCCGCCACCAUCCACAACAACCACACCUCCAACCCCCUGCGGGACCCUCCCCUCCUGCCCAGAAUCCCAAACCUGCACGACCGCCAUCUUCUUCACCCCAACCGCCUCCUAUACAACCACCGUGACCUGCGUGCCGAAACCGACAUGCCUAGGCGUAUACGAGGUAUGCUCCUUCGGAAGCGGACUAAGCUGCUGUUCCGGGUACUGUGCUGCCAGCCACUGUCGGAAUACCGAUCCCAACUGGCCAUACUGCCAGGAAGAUAUGGGGGUGUGUCGCGGGGAUGCAGAUUGUUGCUAUGGCAAUAAGUGCGUGGCUGGGAUUUGUUUGCGGGGUGUGUGAUGGGCAUCGUCUUGAAGGGUGUUGUCGAAUAGUAAGGUAAUGACUGGGAUGGGAAAAUAGGAUGGAAUGGGAUGUGAUGGGACCCGGGUCGGGUUGAUGCUUGAUGAGAUGAUGAAAAAUCGGGUGUUUGGUCCCUAUGACUUUUAUGAUGAUGACAGCGCCGCAGCUCGUUUGCAAGUUUCUUUCAGAGAGAGGUACAAAUUACUAUCCCGAUCUAAAGGAG